This is a messenger RNA of Belonocnema kinseyi, 2440 nucleotides long. RefSeq lists its product as uncharacterized. The transcript has 5 exons. Bases 136 to 2088 code for a protein of 650 amino acids. NCBI's taxonomy places the organism in Eukaryota, Metazoa, Arthropoda, Insecta, Hymenoptera, Cynipidae. The record is from RefSeq and is a predicted model, not a curated record.
UUGCGACCACCCCCUCCCAAUAACAAACCUAAUAAUCGAAACAAUACAAGAAUAACAAAACAACACCAACAAUAACAAAACAAUACCCAUGUUUUUCAUUAUAUUGUGUUAAUAUUUCGAAUUUUGGAAACUAAAAUGGCUGAAAAUGCGCCUGUGAAGGAAGAUAUUGGAGAAUGUUCCACAUCUCUGAAAGUUAAUUUAAGAGAAUCUGAUAAUCCAAAACGCAAGGAAAGUGACUGGAACAAAACAGAUGAAUCUCCGAGUGGAAAAUAUUUAAAAAAGAGUGAGACCGAUACCCCAGGUUCUAAAGUCGAAAAUGCAGUUAAAGAAGAAACCAAAUUGGCUAAAACAAUUACAUCUCCAAAGAGACCUAUCAAGAGAGUAACUCGGCCGUCACAUAGGGUUCCGUGGAAGCAGUUCGCCGUCAUGACCUACAAUAAACCGAUAUUCGAUUUUCUCAAAUCAGCAAAAAGCAGGAAAAAUAAGGAUAAUAAAAGGAAAAAAGAGAACAGAGCCGCAUGUAACAGUGAAUGUGACUGUAAGGAGAAAUUGAAUAAAUUAAAAGAAACCCUGAAUUCAGACGAAUUUGUAAGCAAACUAAGUGAUCUAACACUUGAGCAAAAAACAUACGUUGAUAAGCUUGCUGUAAAUAUGUGUAAAAAUUUACACGAGGAUAAAUUUACCAUGGAAGAUAAAUUGAUGUCCCUCUCGAUCUACAAGAAAUCACUCAGUAUUUAUGAGUAUUUAAGUACUUUCCUAACUCUACCCAAAAUUAAAACUCUGAAGAAAGUAGUGCGAACAGUGCACUUUGAUACAGGAAUUACAACAGCAAUGAUAAACAGAAUGAAGGAAGUAGCAAAGAAAAAGAGUGGCACUGAUAAAGUUGUAGUGCUAAUGUUUGGCGAGAUUAGCUUGGAACCAUUUUUAAACUAUAAUGAACAAUUGGACAAAAUUCUUGGCUUUGAAGAUUGGGGAGGAGACGUUCGAUCCCAAAAAAUUGCUGAUCGAGCUUUGGUUUUCAUAAUUCACGGACUUAAUUCUGAAUGGAUAUUGCCUGUGGCUUAUACUUUUUACGAUCAAAAGCCAAAAGUUUCAAGACUGGUUAAAAUGUAUAAAGAUGUCGUUGCUGCAGUUCAAGAAGCGGGAUUUAAAAUUGUCGCUUCUGUCUGUGAUCAAGGAGAAGUUAACGAGGCAGCUUUGGAGAAACUAAGAACUAAUACUUUAAUAAAGAGAGGAUCUGACACUGAAAAAAAUGGUGGUACUAUUCUUGUUCACGGUGUGGAGAUCGUUCCACUCUUCAAUCUUCCUGAUCUGCUGACAGACUUUCGGAACAUUCUGCUCUCAAAAGAUUUGGAAUUCUGCGUAGACUCGAACGUACGACCCCUGAAGUGGGAUCCCGAAAGAGAACUUCAUAUCAAAAAGAAUAAGCAGAAAUUAAUAGCUUCAUGGUCACACAUUGAACUCGCUUAUCGCAUAGAUUUUGACAACAAUCGUGCCAAUCGUAAAAUGCCAAAACUGACGGAUAAGAAUGUCUAUAAAAAAGAUCUGGAGAAAUCAGAGGUAGAGUGUGUCCUCAAUGUCUUCGAUGGAAAUGUAGUGGAAAAUCUCGAUUUGAUGUCACGUGAUGAAGGUAAAAUAAAAACAUCAGCUGAGGAACUCCAUGUCCCUCCAGAAGGUUACUACACAUCGUACAUAUUGAGCUUUUUAAAAAAGCUAAGUGAUGCUAUGAAUGGAGACAAAAAAGAAGACGAUCCGAAUUAUGAGUUGGCAACUCUUUUUACGCAAGACAGUUUCCAUCAUCAAUUUUUGGAGACUGCGAAGAAAGAACUUCGUCGCAUGCGCUUUAUUGAUAGAGAAACCCAGAUGCCGGUUGAUGAAAGAAUUUCAUGCCUUGAGAAUUUGAUAACAACAGUGAAAGGCUUCCAAACUUUAUGGGAAAAAAUAAACAGACUUGGUUUCGAAUUCAUGAAAACUAGGGAUUUCAAUCUGGAACCUUUGGAUAACUUUUCUAGUAAAAAUUCGGAUCUGACAUGCCAGAAAUUCGCUAGAAACUUUAAAAACUUCUGUUAUCUUGAUAUAAAUGUUUAAAUUAAUGAAAAGAAAAAAUAAGCUGUAAAGUUAUUCUUAACAGUCUCUUUACACUUUAAAUUCUGCAGAAUUUUAUUAAUAUAUCUUGAAGAUUAAAUCUAAUUUAUUUUAGGUUCAUGUUUUAUGAUAAUAAUCAUUAUCAGUGUCUAUUUUACGCAUGUUUUUGUUCAGUGAUUCUGUAACUAUUCAUUUUUUUUCUAAUGGUACUAGGAAUGAAAUUUAUUUCAUAUAAUAUAUAAUACAAUUAGUUAUUUUGUCAUACUUCAGUAUUUCAUGUUGAUAACUUUGUUCUUAAUAAUACCUAUUUUACUUGUUAUUUCCUUCUUAAAAAUAAAACUUAUUUUUUCAAUUU